Columba livia (rock pigeon) is the source of this 2839-nucleotide messenger RNA. RefSeq names its product arginine and serine rich coiled-coil 1 (gene RSRC1). Gene Ontology annotation, cellular component: cytoplasm; nucleus. Bases 1 to 1365 code for a protein of 454 amino acids. Gene Ontology annotation, biological process: alternative mRNA splicing, via spliceosome. The transcript has 11 exons. NCBI's taxonomy places the organism in Eukaryota, Metazoa, Chordata, Aves, Columbiformes, Columbidae. The record is from RefSeq and is a predicted model, not a curated record.
AUGAGCUCGGCGCUGGCUCGCUGCUGCCUGCCCGCCGCCCAGGAAGGCGCUGAGCUCAAACCGGCGGCCGCGGCCCAGCGGCACCUGCGCUCCCGCCGCCCGGCCCGGCCGCUCCGCCGCUCAGGAGUGCGGGGGGGUGGUGAGGGUCCCGGUGUUAAACGUGUCGGUUUCCCGGAGGAGCGGCACCAGGGACCGGCCCAGCCCGGGGCUGUUUGUCCUCAGCCGAGCCCGAGGGUGUUUGUCCUGACUCCGGUGGGAACUGGCUCGGAGCCCUGUGAACUGCAGCCCUGGGAACUGUUCCCUUCCCAGGCUCUUUCAAGCCUGUGUGUCAGGAGAGCCCAGCUGGUGGGAGUGGGGAGCACGGAGUGUGUGAGUUUAGAGAUGGGCCGUCACUCCUCGGACACCGAAGACGAGAACAGAAGCAGAAGGAAGAAGAAGCACCGCAGGCGUUCGUCUUCCAGCAGUUCCUCGGGCAGCAGGACGUACAGCCGCAAAAAGUCCGGAAGGAAAUCAAGGUCGCGCUCUCGAGAUCUCCAGUCUCGUUCUCAUUCUUAUGAAAAAAGACGCAGGCACAGGUCGAGCAGUAGCUCUUCAUAUGGCUCGAGAAGAAAACGCAGUCGCAGCCGAUCGCGGGGCAGAGGCAAAUCCUACAGGUCUCAAAGGUCGAGAUCAAAGAGUAGAACGAGAAGGUCACGCUCGAGAGCUCGUCAGCGUUCUUACAGUGGGAGCAGCGAAAGGUCCAGCCACAGGAGAACCCCCAGCGGCUCUCGGGAGCGAGAGCGGCGCAAAGGCCGAGACAGGGAAAAGGGGAAAGAGAAGGGCAAGGGCAAAGAGAAGGAGACGUGCGGCACCAAGCCUGGGGACUGUGGCAACAUCAAAGCUGGAUUAGAACAUCUGACUCCUGCGGAACAGGCCAAAGCGCGAUUGCAGCUGGUUCUUGAGGCAGCUGCUAAAGCAGACGAAGCAUUAAAGGCUAAAGAGAGAAGUGAAGAAGAAGCCAAGAAAAGAAAGGAAGAAGACCAAGCCACCCUGGUCGAGCAAGUGAAGCGAGUGAAGGAAAUUGAAGCUAUUGAAAGUGACUCCUUUGUUCCUCAGACGUUCCGAUCGAGUAAAGAAGUCAAAAAGUCAACGGAGCCUCCUGAUCUACCAUACGAACCUGUAACUGUCGGAGCGGGAGCUGCCGAUGCGCCUGCUCCUGAAAAAGAGCCAGCACCUGCCAGUAUUCCCACUGCCAUCAAAUACCAAGACGACAAUUCUUUAGCGCAUCCAAACCUGUUCAUCGAGAAGGCGGAGGCAGAAGAGAAGUGGUUCCAGAGGCUGAUCGCGCUGCGGCAGGAGCGGCUCAUGGGCAGCCCGGUGGCCUGAGCUCUCCUCAGAUCCUCCCAGCACAUCGCUCUCUUCUUCCCUUUUGAGGGGAUUUUAAUACUCAGUAUGAGCUGUACAGAGAAUAAAUAUUUCAUCUGAAUAAACAAGAAUGUUCUAUCCUCUGUUUUUCUCCUGAACUUAUUGGAGUGGACGGGAAGGCUAUCACAGCAGUGUCAUUUUCUUUUUUUGUACUGGAUUCCUCUGGGCUGUAAAAAACCUGACAGCCCAAGGAGAUGUAAUUUUAUACCUCCCGAUCAAAAAAAACCCCAUAUAUAUAUAUAUAAUGACGUAGCAGUUGAAAGAUAAAUGAAAAAUAAGAUGUCAAAGCAAGUGCAGAUUUACCAGGCGACUCCCCCGCUCCAUGUCCCGCAGCUGGAGGAUCCAGGGCAAGCGCUGUCCUGUGAGCGCCGCUUCCUGCCGCCCCGCGCCGCGGGAAUCCCCCACAUCUGCGGACGGGCUCCCGGCUCAGGGGCUCCUCCGGUUCCGGGUCCUGGCUCCUGCUGCUGGGCUUGAGCGGGGAGAAUGGUUUACAUUUCCGUGAACAUCUCCCGCUGCUGUCGGCGCCCGGCAGCGACCGCAGGAAAAUGUUAUGCUGUCCUUUGAAAGAAAUUUGUACAGUUUGCAGCAGGCUUCAGGAAAUAUUAUUUUAAGCACAUUAAAAUGUUCGAUAAUCUGGAAAAGAGAGCUUUCUAUGGAUACUUAAUGGGAAAUAAUAUAAAUAUUAUUGUGUGUAAUGGUACAGACCUUUGUUCAACAAGAUUAAUGACAUGCCAAUUAAUAACAGCUAUGUUAAUAUUACCUAAUAUUUCUGAACAGAGCGACUGUUUUCAGUCUACGAAGGCUCGGUUUGUCUAGGUGUGACUUUAAAAUGAUGAAAGAUUAGUCCUAUUUGAACAUAUAGCCAAUUUAGCCUGACUAUACCUACAUUAAAAAAUCUGCCCAUCAUCCAACUAAAUGUCAGAGAUCAACCAAAUAAAAUACAAUAGUGGUUAUUCUGAGGUACCUUAGCAGAGCUCUGAGAAAACUGUUCCAUCAGUAGAGCCACACGGAGCCCCCACCUCUGGACACCCCUGGUUGGAAACGACCACAGCAGCUUUCCCAGGUGAGCGAAGAAAUUCAUAAGGGUUAUUUUUAUUUUUCCUUAUUCUGCGAUCUGUAGUGACAAAAAAACCAGAGGAUGAUUCUGGAGAUGGACUUUGCUUGUCUUCCAUUUUUUAGAUGGCUGAUGUAAAAGGAAAAUGUAUUAAAUUUGCAUUCUCACACGUUUUUACUCGUUCUUUAUGAACAGUGUUAGUUGCACUUGGUCGUGUGUUAAACCCGCUGUGUUUCAAGACCUUGUCUGCAAGAAAAGUGGGAAAGAUUGUUUCUCUUGUUUCAUUUCAGCAUUUUCAAAUGAUAAAUAUCUGUCAUUGUUCUGUUUUCUAAUCUCCUGUUGUUUCUCAUAGUAAAUAAAACCUAUUUGAUGUCCAUGUAA